GGUUGUUCUAUAGCGUCAACAUACUCAAUGACACGUAUGGCAUAAAUUCUGUUACCAGUUGUCGUCGCCUCUGUAAAGAUGAAUCUACAAUCGCUAGGGCGCCAGACGUGGGCGUUGACGAGGAAGAACCUCCUUAUCACCAUUCUUCGAAAGUGGCGUUCGACCUUAUUCCGAUCUCUCCUCUUUCCGAUAGUUGUUCUGGUCCUCUUACUUGAAGUUCAGAAUUUCUCCAAGGAUACUAACGGAUAUGGAAUCGCCAACCCUCGCUCGGUCAGCAGCCUUGCUGAUAGCAUGGCGAGUAAUUCGAAAUCACUCGUCUUAGUUCAAGAGCCUGGCCUUGGGGCUGACUUUCAGCCUGUUCUUGAGAAGAUUACAGACCCCCUAGACUCGAAUAGACUUAUUCAUCUGGAGGAUUCUAACAAGAUCGAUGCCACUUGUCCGGUAGAUUAUCAUGGGAACUCGCCAUGCCAUGCGGUAGUAAUCUUCAAGGACUCACCUCUCAGCGGGCACGUUAACGCAACAUGGAACUAUACCAUCAGAACAGACCCCAGCCUCAACUACUGGUCUUUCAACGUCUUCGACACGAACAGCGCCGUCGAUAAGGUCUACCUACCUCUACAACUAGCUAUCGAGAACGCGAUGCUCAACUUAACCGAAAGCCCGGACUUCAUGCCUUAUACUUAUCAAACACAAGAGGAAGAGGAUGAGCAAUCAAGAAGGGGCUUUCUCAUCACAGCACUGUAUCUCUUGUCUUUUAUCUACUACAUCACCUUUAUCCCGGUUGGACAUCACGUUGCGGGUAUGAUAGCGUCCGAGAGGGAAUCUGGAAUGUCAGACCUAAUCGACGCAAUGGGUGGAGGAGUUGCUUGGCCAAGGGUUCUGAGCUAUGUUUUCACAUUUGAUAUCCUAUACCUUCCUCUAUGGAUCAUAAUGGGAGCCUUAUACUGGGCUCUCCUUGUCCCUAGCCAGAACGCGGCCGUUACAAUAUUCUGGCAAAUAUUCACGGGGUGGGCAAUUACAAGUUCGUCUGUGUUCGGGGCUGCAUUUUUCAAGAGAUCUGCUUUUGCUAGUCUUUGGGUUUCAUUGAUCCCCUGGCUACUAGCAAUCUGCUGUGCCUUCUCAGAGAACUUAGCAGAACCUGCUCCUCUUAGCCAGGUCGUUACAUUGUCUUUCUUCUUUCCUAGCAUGAACUACAUCUACUUCUUCAACUUCAUUGCUAAGGCCGAAAUUGCUGGAAUCCGCCUCAACAUGCAGCAACCAAUACCGGACUCGAGCUUAGACAUGGGUUCAAUUACCGGUCAGGGGUAUGGGGUCAAUUGGGUCAGUCUCGUCGGCCCUUAUUUCCUCUGGGUUAUCUUGGUUGUCCAAAUCAUUGGCUACGCGUUGUUAGCUGUUCUGGUUGAGACGUUCCUACAUGGAAACAACCAUCAUCGUCGAACGUUUCAUGACAGCCCAGAAGCAGUCAAUUCCCAUGUCGCCAUCGAGACUAUCGACUUGGAGAAACAGUAUCGGCCGUCGUGGUUCAAGAAAUUAUUCUGUUGUGCGCGCACUCCGAAAACCAAAGCCGUUGAUGGGUUGAAUCUUGUCAGUCAGAAGCGCCAGAUUCUUUGUCUGUUAGGUCCUAAUGGUUCUGGGAAAACAUCAACCCUCGACAUGCUAGCUGGAUUUCAAGUGCCUACUGGAGGUCAAGUACACAUCAAUGCUUCGCCAUCGCAAUUGGGUAUUUGCCCGCAGCGUAAUGUGUUGUGGGACAACCUGACUGUCUACGAGCAUCUGGUCAUCUGGAACGCUCUCAAAGGUAACACCGAAGAUCCAACGGCCCUCGAAAAGCUGAUCGAAAAAUGUGACCUUGCGCUCAAGAAGAGCAGUUUCUCAAGAAACUUGAGCGGCGGUAUGAAGCGAAAACUCCAAUUGGCUUGUAUGCUUGUCGGUGGCUCCUCCGUCUGUUUAAUGGACGAAGUUACUUCCGGUCUUGACCCCCUGUCUCGUCGUGUUAUUUGGAAUGUGGUUCUUAGCGAGAGAUCCCAGAGAACUAUGGUGCUGACUACACAUUUCCUUGACGAAUGCGAGGUUCUAUCAGACCACAUAGUAAUCAUCACGCUGGGGAAGCUUAAGUGCCAAGGAACACCGACUGAGCUGAAGAACCAAUACGGCGGAGGCUAUCGUGUCCAUAUUCCAAGGACCGAAGAUGUAUCAAGCAUACCAUACCCAGUGACACAGCAACAUGAUAGGUACAUUUGCAGGACACCUGACUCGGCGUCCGCUGCGGGACUUAUAGCCUCCUUAAAGAACUCGAGUGAUUCAGAGUUAUAUAUCACCGGGCCUACCAUCGAAGAUGUGUUCCUAAAAGUCUCCGAGGAGCCGCACACACUCAUCGGUGAGACACCAGAGGAUAUCUCAAUCGCAGACUCUCAGCCAAGCAGGGUGAAAAGCCCAUACGUCGAACCACCUCUAUGGGUUACCUACUCGCAGCAAUUCUGGGCUCUCUUCCUGAAGAGGAUCCAGGUCCUGCGCUCAAACUGGUGGGCCUACCUCUUCGCCCUCGCCAUUCCUAUCAUCGCGACCUACGCCAUCGGGACUUUCCUCAAGAACUACGAGGUUCCCGACUGCAGCCGUUUGAUUUCGUUUUCACCAUAUGACAGCCGUAUGAGUUACACAUAUACCAGCGCAUUCGUGCUUGGACCUCCAUCCGUAAACAAUACAGUCGAGGAUAUAAUUAGUGCCACGAGCAACUAUCACUACAGCAGCUAUGGCGGCGGGCCCUACCUCGUAGAUAGCCGGAACGACCUCGAGGACUUCGUCCGUACCAACACCGUGGAUAUCUCGUAUGGGGGCGCGGCAUGGAUAGGUAAUGACACCAAGCCACUUGUCGCCUACUCUGCGAUGUCUGGAUCUUCGGGCGCUUCUGGCCUAUUGAACCUCGUUAACCAGGUCCGCAGUGGGGGGCGUGUAGCAGGCUACCUGUCUACCCUUCGCUCAUAUCACCAGGCCGAAGGAGGAGAGAGCAUGUUCUACGUCACCAUAUUCUGUCUGCUUCAGGCGCUCUACCCGGCUUUCUUCUCUCUUUACCCGACCUACGAGCGCAGAUCUCAAGUCCGAGAACUGCAGUAUUCGAAUGGUGUCCGGCCGUUCCCUUUGCUAUUUUCGUAUUGGAUGUUCGAUUUCGUGUUUGUCCUAGUGAUCACCGCAGUAUGCACGGCCUUGAUCGCCCCUAUCGCUCCAUGGUUCGGUAUAGGUUACAUCUGGUUCAUACAAGUGCUUUACGGGCUUGCGGCUAUCCUUUUCGCGUACCUGAUUUCUCUCAUGUCCCGCUCGCAGCCAGCGGCGUUUGCUUACUCGAUCUUAUUCAUGACUAUCAUGUAUGUCAUCUCGAUCGUUGCACUAUUAGUCAUUCAAAUAACGGAUAGUGCCAACCAAAUGGCAAACGAUGGAACCGCCUACGGACUCGGUCUUAUCUUCCCUAUCCAGAACCUUAUGCGAGGCAUGGCUGUGAGUUUGAACAUGUACAUCGUCCGUUGCCGAGGCCAGGACAUGGUUACAGACCCGGGCUCAUUCUACGCUUUUGGCGGGCCCAUCAUGCUACUCAUCCUGCAAAUCGUUGGCCUCUUCAACUUGCUCUUGUGGCUUGAAGGCGGUAGCUUCGCGUGGAUCUCAAAGCCUAAGCAUCUGCCACCAAUUAUCGACGACGCAGAGAAGAGCGGUUUCUCGUCAGGACGGCCGGAUGUUGACGCCGAGACAGCUCGUGUAGCCGCAUCGGAGAUGGAUCUCCUCCGUGCGCUUCACGUAUCCAAGAAAUUUGGGCCUAAUGUUGCGGUUGACGACGUGUCGCUCGGUCUCCAGGAGGGCGAGAUCCUCGCUCUUCUAGGCCCCAACGGCGCUGGAAAGACUACUAUGAUUAACAUGAUCCGCGGGGACUUAACACCAAGUAGUGGUCGGAUUUACCUCGAGGGUGUUGACGUGCUUAGGAACAAGCGACUAGCUCAGAAGCACCUUGGUGUCUGUCCCCAAUUCGACGCCCUGGAUCUUCUCACAGUCCGCGAACACUUAACAUUCUACGCACGAUGCAAAGGCGUCGACGAUAUAAAGAGUGCCGUAUCCUACGUGAUGGCCCGCGUGGGCAUCACAGCACACGCAAGUAAAAUGGCUGCCAAGCUCUCUGGUGGUAACAAGCGCAAACUAAGCCUUGCCAUCGCGUUACUUGGCGACCCGCCAGUACUUCUCCUCGACGAGCCCAGCUCGGCCAUGGACGCGGCGUCGAAGCGCGUUCUAUGGCGCACACUGGCUGCCGUGGCGCCCGGUCGUUCCGUCUUAUUAACAACACACUCGAUGGAAGAAGCUGAUGCUCUCGCCACACGUGCGGCAAUUGUGGCGCGUCGGGUCCUGGCCGUCGGCACGACGGAAGCGUUGCGUAAGACGCACAGUAACGAGUACCACGUACACCUGAUCCUGCGCAGCGCCCCGCUGUCGACAGCCCAGGAGAUGCGUGGCGUAGAAGAGUGGGUGCGCCGCACGUUUGGGAACGCAUUGCGCUUCGAGGGAGAGAGCCUGGGUGGCCAGGUUAGGUUCGUAGUCCCGGCUGAUAGCAAUGUUCCCGAGUCGGCGAGUGAAUCAUCCGCCGGCGAUGAUAUUGCGCCUGCGGAGGGACGGCACGCAACGCGCAGCUUUACAAGAUACCUGAUCGAGACGUUAGAGGCUCGCAAGGAGGAGCUAGGUAUUGACUGUUAUUCUAUCUCCGCAGCGACGAUGGAGUCAGUGUUUAUGAAAGUGGUUAAGGAGAGCGAUGUUGCUGAGGAUGAAGGACGGCAGCAAAAGCGCUGGUGGCGGUGGUAGGAAUCAGGGACCAGUUGCGAAUAAGCAACGGCUCGAAGAAAAUUCGAGGAAUGGGAUAUAGGACGUAAUAGCAUAUUUAUUUUAUCAUCUGCUUUGCAAAUACCUAUUCGUAGCGGAAAUUUUAUAAAUGUCUAAGACGUUUAGACGUGGUCGAUAUAAGUAUAAAUAUUUCACUUUUCGAG
This is a messenger RNA of Daldinia decipiens, 5012 nucleotides long. RefSeq names its product P-loop containing nucleoside triphosphate hydrolase protein. Lineage: Eukaryota; Fungi; Ascomycota; Sordariomycetes; Xylariales; Hypoxylaceae. Gene Ontology annotation, molecular function: lipid carrier activity; ATP hydrolysis activity; ABC-type transporter activity. Gene Ontology annotation, cellular component: intracellular membrane-bounded organelle; membrane. Gene Ontology annotation, biological process: lipid transport; transmembrane transport. The record is from RefSeq and is a predicted model, not a curated record. The transcript has 5 exons. The coding region runs from base 79 to 4830 and encodes 1583 amino acids.